Messenger RNA from Bursaphelenchus okinawaensis, 2617 nucleotides. The record is from the annotation of a GenBank genome assembly. Lineage: Eukaryota; Metazoa; Nematoda; Chromadorea; Rhabditida; Aphelenchoididae.
AUGCAAGGCCGAGAUACGACAGACAUAGAGCCAUCACUAGAUGUAGAAGCCAAUGCUGGCGACUUGUCAUCUUUUGUAGAACGAGAACCAUUACCUAUCCGAAGAUAUUUGACAGAUGCUGCUUUGGUUGUCGCCAUGGCUGGAGGGUUGGAACUAUUUUGUCGUAUUUACGGCCCAUACGAGCGAGGAUUCUUCUGCGACGAUGAAUCUAUCAGAUACGAGUACAAACCCAACACUAUCAGUUUAUUUACACUAAUCAUGUUUCUAUUGAUACCUAAUGUUUUGAUGGUAAGUUCUAGUAAGUUGCGGAAAGCUGAAUACUUUUUGCCCGCUUGACUGUUUUGGCUAUAUUUUGACCAAGCUUUGACUAUAUUUAAGUUAAAAAAAAUUUUUAGAUAUAAUAAUACUUUUUUGAGCUUGAAUAUUAAAUUUAGAGCACUGUAACGAAGGACAAUUUUAGAUUAUUGCUGUCGAAUGCUACAGAAUGCACAGAACAAGGACAAAUGUAGAAACGUAUUCAACGUACGAAAAUGGACGACCUCAUACUAUGAAAUUGCUUAUCAGAUUGGCUAUCUUCCAUGGUAAGACAAUCGUCUCAACUUUUUAUAAAAAUUAAUUUUUAAUGACGUAAAAAUCAGCUUUUUGAUCAAGAAAUUUUGUUAAAGCUACAAUUGUUUAACCUCUAGUGUUUUAAAAUUUAAAAAAUUAUUAUUUUUACAGUGACUGACUUUUACAUGUGAAAUUAUUAAAUUGCACAAAAAGAUUUGGGCUCAGCCGGUGAUCGAAACCGGGGCCUCUCGCACCCAAAGCGAGAAUCAUACCACUAGACCACUGAGCCGCGGCGAUCUUUCUUCUUGAUUUCUUUAUCUUCUCAGCGGAUAAACGUGAGAAGCUUCUCUUUGGAAUCUUGUAAUGAUUUCAUCGCUGCUACGGGGUUUGAAGAUGCCUUUAGGGGAUAGCAGCGGAUGAAGCGAAAGGAUGCCGCGGCUCAGUGGUCUAGUGGUAUGAUUCUCGCUUUGGGUGCGAGAGGCCCCGGUUUCGAUCACCGGCUGAGCCCAAACCUUUUUGUGCAAUUUAAAAAUUUUAAAGUUUUUAAAACUUAUACAUAGUUUUAACAAAACGAUAUUUCAGGGUACUACAUAGCAUCAAUCCUAGUAAUAAUGACCCUGACAUCAGCCACAAAGUACCCGGUAGGACGACUAAGGCCACAUUUCAUGGACGUAUGUAGGCCAAAUGUUGGAUAUGACAGUUGUAAUACAUCAUCGGAGAUUGUUGACUACUAUUGUACUAGUGGGUUGAGUGCUCAGAUAUUGGAAGCAAGACUGUCGUUCUUCAGUGGACAUUCAAGUUUGUCUGUUGGGAGUGCUACGUUUGGUGUGGUAGGUUAUUAGUGUUAUUUGUAAAAACGUGUUUUUCUAAAUUUUGCUUUUUUUAAAUUUUUAGUGUUUGUGUUAUUUUAAUUAUUUUUGGAUAUUAUUUAUGUUUAAAAUCUUUUACUUCAGAUCUACUUGCAAGACCGGCUAUAUGGUCUACUGAAAAGUCGAGUAAUAGUCCCAAUCUUCCAAACAAUGUACUUUUGCACUGCUUUGUACAUUGCUUACACUAGGAUAUUUGACAAUUGGCAUCAUUGGUCAGAUGUUCUUGUUGGGACAUUGGUUGGUAUUGUGGUUAUGAUGAUUAUGGUAAGUUUACUAAUUUUUUGGAUAUUAAACAUUCUUUAAAAAGUGGCUAAAAUACAUAUUUUUAUUAUAUAAAGCAAACAUAGUAGAACUUCUGUAUAAUGAAUUGAUUGGAGAUUUGAAAUUUGUUUGUUUUAGAGGAAUUUAUUGUACAGGAGUUUCACUGUAUGAAAAGCAAUGUAAAAUACGCACCUCCUUAUUCUCGAUACAUUAACUCCCCUUCCUAACGUCUACUUCUCUUAUGUUUUCCUAGCCGACUGGCAGCGCUUUCGCUUUUUAUUCGAGAGACUUUGGUUCGAUCUCUGUUAAUAUAGCAUUUCCUUACACCGAGGAAGUCGUGUGCUUUCAAUCGGCUAUACAAAAAUGCAACAUUGACGAGGGGGAAAACCCGAAGUGCUGGAGCUCCUAGCAAUUUCUUUACUUCGUAAAAUCUCUUACUACAGUUUUAUUUUUAAUUGUAAAGAGACAUUUUCAGUAGAUUAGUUAUGAAAUUGAUUGUUUUAUGGUUGCCUUUGUCAUUGGUUUACCGUAACUUCACUUUUUAAUAUUGUCUUGAGCAAUAAUUUACUGUAACGUCGCUUUUCAACAUUGUUUUCAUCAAGGGUUACUGUAACUUUCUUUAUCUUUACUUUUAUCUACAAGCUUUUGUAACUGCAUUAUGUAGUCUUAUUUUUACUGAGGAGCUACUGUAAUUUAGUUUUCCGUAUGUUUUAAAAUUACUGUUAAUUUUUUUACUUUUUUUGCUGGCAUCUACUGUAUAUUAUAUUUUUCAGUGCCAAUACUUCACGGGAUUGAAGCCACGCUUCAAACCGACGCCUCAUGAAAGAGUAUUCUUAUUGAGUCAUCAUGGAACGGCGAACAACAUGAGCACAUUAACAUUUACCUCACAAGAUCCAUUACCUAAUUUCAACUACGGUACGAAUGUAAAUAACUUAUAA